Molecule: messenger RNA, 1652 nt
Organism: Triplophysa dalaica
Lineage: Eukaryota; Metazoa; Chordata; Actinopteri; Cypriniformes; Nemacheilidae
Gene: adisspb
Product: adipose secreted signaling protein
Exons: 6
Coding region: 197-718 (173 amino acids)
Source: RefSeq, a predicted model, not a curated record
AAAUAUCUCAAGUCGUUCAACCCACUGACUGGAUUUACGGGGUACAGUGUUUGUGAAGCGUACGUAGUUGAUUUUACGUGAUCGUAGAAUAAAAUCUCAAAUACUUGACAAGCGUCACCACUUUACCAUCACAGGUUUUAACUGCGAUGAGUCUGUGACUGAGGUUUUCCUCUGUUUUCUUCGGUUUUACACCAGAAUGGCCGCUGCUCAGAAAGCGUCUUGUAAGACAUCAGGCGUUCGUUUCACAGAGGAACCCGCCGCAGCUGCUCACUCUCAUGUGCAUUUCGACGAGAAACUGCACGACUCCGUCAUCAUGGUGACACUGGAGUCAAAUGGACACUUCCUGGUUAAGGUGGGCUUCCUGAAGACAAGGCACAGGUACGAGAUUGUGUUUACGCUUCCUCAAGUUCCAGAGCUUGGGAAAGACGUGUGUCCGGCGCCAAUCCCGAAUCCACACCUCCGCAUCACUCAUUUAACUCCCACUUCAGAUGGUGGUCUCAGGGUGACGUGUGAAUAUAUGGCCUAUCAGGAGGGAGUGUUGUGUGAGGAGCUUCAGAUUCUCAGUGAGAGUAAAGAGAAUGUGUGUGUCAAGGUCAAAGUUCAUGCCCGGGUCAUGGACCGUCAUCACGGCACUCCCAUGCUGUUGGAAGGCGUGCAGUGUAUGGGAGCAGAGCUGGAGUACGACUCUGAGCAGAGCGACUGGCAGGGAUUUGACUAAACCUCUGACCCUCAGACUUACUCGUCAGCGACACCUGUCCCGUAUAUGAGGGCUAGGGACAAAACGUCCAACAAUCCAGAACCCAGCGAAGGGUCUUAAUGUGUUUUCAAAGAGGACGCUUGUUUGUACUGUUACAGUGGAAUGCAGAAAUGGUCUGUUGUUAUACGUGUAGCUCUCUGUGAUUUUUCAGGUUUUAAAGAAUACAAUCAAAUACUGUGCUUGUUCUCUAACUGAAUCCAAAUGUAACCACUGAAUGUUAGUUUUAAAAGAAGAGGUUUGCUUUUAUACGUGUAACUGCACUUUCUUACGCAAUUCUAAUCUGAUUAUAACUGUUGAGAAGGAAACGUAAAGCUUACUGUGAAUGAAAUAAUAGGGACUGAUCCCAAACAGGGUUUUACUUGAUAUGAAACUUGUUGGAAUUGUUCACGUCUAAAGAGUGCGAAUGUUUUAUUUUGUCUACUGAAUUUUAAAGUAUAAUCGCUCGGGUUAUUUUAGUCACAUAUGUUGGUCUUUCAUAAAAUGGUUUCUGCCCUGUUUAAUAAUAAUGAAAUCAACACAUAAAGUGCUCUUUAGAAUAAUUUACAUUUAGUUUCAUAAUUUUUUUGUAGAGCCAAAGUGCCUCAAAACUAUAUAUGGGCUACAUUCAUGUUUAUUCCUCUUAAUGACAGCAUGUUACGUUGAAGCCAUUUCAUACUGAAUGUCCGGGAUUUUGUUUGUAUGGCAUAAGAUUUUGCGAGUUGUGUAGUAUGAAAGUGAACUUUUAAAAGUGUUUUGAAAUCUGGAAACGAAAGGUUUAAUACAUACAGUUACAAUUUAAAUCAGAUGUGCAGAAAUGCGCAAGAUAUGUUAGCUACUGGUCUGCCUUGUUGAGAUGUGUGUCUUACUUUUUUACUUUUAAAACAAAUAAAGUUGACGAGAUGAAAUGCUUUCAAAA